AUGGCGUCGAUUGCUUAUGCUAUCAUCUUUUUAUUAUGCAUAUUAAGCAUAAGUUUUUGCCAGGCGGAAGUUGAUCAUGCAGAUAGUGGUGAUGCUACUUCAUUAUCAGCAGAAGAAAUAUUUGAUUCAGAAGUACCUAUUCCCAUAAAAAUAGGCUACCGCAAUCAAAACAUUAAUAAUAUGGUAAGACACCCAUCAGGAGUCUUAGAAAAAAAAAUAGCUGCACAAAUCAAUGAAAUAAGAGCAAAGAACCUGCUUAAGGACUCCGUGUACCAAGAUUAUGAUGAGCAGCCCAGCCACAUUGCUCUAAAAAAGUUCUGGGGAAAAUGGCAACGAAGGAGAACCUCCGUCAGACCACCAACAACGACCAGAACAACAGUCAACAGAACUCCAACCACCUCCACUGCAAUUCCGCCUUCAACAACAAAUAUUGACCCUUCUACAUCGACUGCAGUGGCAUCAUCAACAGGAAUUCCAACCACUUCCACUGCAAUUCCGCCUACAACAACGACGACAACAGAUGACCCAACAACAUCCACUGCAAUUCCGCCUACAACAACAACAACGACAACAGAAGCCCUAACCACCUCCACUGCGAUUCCGCCUUCAACAACCACGACAACAGAAGCUCCAACCACUUCCACAGCAAUCCCGCCUACAACAACCACGACCACAGUACCCCCAACAACUUCUACCGCAAUUCCACCUUCAACAACCACGACCACAGUAGCCCCAACAACUUCUACCGCAAUUCCGCCUUCAACAACCACGACAACAGAGGCCCCAACCACCACCACGACAUCAGUAGCCCCAACAACUUCCACAGCAAUCCCGCAUACAACAACCACGACAACAGAAGCCCUAACCACCUCCACUGCGAUUACGCCUUCAACAACCACGACAACAGGAGCUCCAACCACUUCCACAGCAAUCCCGCCUACAACAACCACGACCACAGUAGCCCCAACAACUUCUAUCGCAAUUCCGCCUUCAACAACCACGACAACAGAAGCCUUAACCACCUCCACCGCAAUUCCGCCUUCAACAACCACGACAACGGAAGACCCAACAACCUCCACUGCAAUUCCGCCCUCGACAACCACGACAGCUUAAUCUCCAACAACCUCCACUGCGAUUCCGCCUUCAACCAUAUAA
Molecule: messenger RNA, 1155 nt
Organism: Drosophila takahashii
Lineage: Eukaryota; Metazoa; Arthropoda; Insecta; Diptera; Drosophilidae
Source: RefSeq, a predicted model, not a curated record